Messenger RNA from Synchytrium microbalum, 4059 nucleotides. RefSeq lists its product as uncharacterized. The transcript has 15 exons. The record is from RefSeq and is a predicted model, not a curated record. Gene Ontology annotation, cellular component: transcription factor TFIIIC complex. Gene Ontology annotation, biological process: transcription by RNA polymerase III. The coding region runs from base 1 to 4059 and encodes 1352 amino acids. Gene Ontology annotation, molecular function: protein binding. Lineage: Eukaryota; Fungi; Chytridiomycota; Chytridiomycetes; Synchytriales; Synchytriaceae.
AUGAUGAGACUACGUGAACGAAAUGAAGAUUUAUCAGCAAAGUGGUCAGAGAAUGACGACUCUUCUAGCGACGAUUCUUUUGACGAUGAAGAGUUUGUUCCAGAUGGAGGAAAUGAUGAUGAUGAUGAUGAUGAUGUCCCUAACGACCUUGUCAUUGACCAGGAAGACGAAGAAGCUCAUGCUGGAGGCAAUAAUAAGGCUAUUAUAAUCGAAGAUAAUGGCUCUGAUGACGAUGUCAGUAGUAAAAAGAAGAACAAGAAGAAACCUGUCAAAUCAAAGACAUCAAAUAUAGCUACUUCCAGAGACGAAAGCAAGGAACUCGAUGAACUGGAAUCAGAAACAGGAUCAGCCAAAAACAAAAAGGACGACAAUAUAAUACGUAAAGCCCAUCCUGCCUAUAUAGCUCUAUUGGCCAAAGUAAAGGACGCUCUUGACACCAUGACAGUACCCCUUACCGACGACCUCAUAGAUUCUCUACGAACCAACCCUUCUGGAGCUCCAUAUAGUCGGAAAGGACCUCGAGUUGAUCAUCGUGUCUCCAAAUGGAAUCGACGAUCGCGAUCAAAGUCACGUUCGCGAUCGGUCGACCCUGAUGAGAAAAUAGAUGACGGUGCUGAUGAUGCAGAUUGGGGUAUAGAUUCCAGGCGUCCUGCUCAACGAAGUGCUGCUACUCCUUCGGAUGAUGGUAGCCAUCGUGGCACUCCUACUGCCAGUAGUAAUAAGAGUGGCAAUAAACGUAAACGAGCUGCUGAUGAUGGCCAAGGAGAUGCAGAUGGUGAUGAUGAAAAGAGCGAUGAUGAAGGAGAUGUACCAGCUUCACAGAAUCCUCCUGACUCUGAUGUUGAAAUGACUCCUGCUGUCGCCAAGAACGACAAUGACAUACAAGUAUCUGAAACACCAAAACGCCGUGGUCGACCACCAAAGCAUAAGGCAGGAGCUAAGGAAUCAUCUGCCAAACCUGCAUCACCUCUAUCCAAGGCCCCAUCACCUACAAAGCCAACAUCACCUGUAAAGCCAUCAUCUCUAUCUACAUCAACAACACCAGUACUACCCGAUAAAUCAAAUACGAGUAAAGAUCCCACUACUUCUGAUGACGAUGAUGACGGCGGAGACGAAGAAGGAAGUCGCAGUCGCUUCUCCUUCUUCUUCGCUCGAGCUCCUACACAAACAUCAACACCAGCAGUAUCUCAACCGCCGACACCAGUAGCUGACGAAGAAGAGGAAGUGCCACGCGGCUCGCGCGGUAGAGCCUCUCGUAAAGCUAGUUUGACCGCCGCUUCCAAAACAUCCAAAACAACUGCUCGUGGUCGUCGUAAAACUCGCCAAGAUGACGAUGAUGAAGCCGAAGCUGCAGAAGCUGAGAUUGCGAAAGCUGUCGAAUCCGAAAAGGAUGAAGUUGCUUCUGAUAAGGAUGAAGGUGAAGCCGACAAAUCAUAUAAAAGGAAGGCUCCUGCUUCUAAGAAGAAGGGUGCUGCAGCUGCCAAGAAGAACACACCUAGAGGAAAGUCCAAGGACGCUGCUGCUGGAAAUGACAAUGACGAAUCUAUGCCGCCGCCACCUAAAAAGAAGAGUAAAAAGGACAAUGGUGACGCUAAACAUGUGGCUUCGCCCAACAAAAGUAAAGCUAGCGGUGGUAAAUCUGGCAAGCAGCCCGUAGUCGAAGUACUGAUGGAAUUCGAAGAAUCUGAUAGUCCUGCUCCUGCCUCUUCUUCCAAAGAAAAAGGGAAAGAGAGAGCAGAGACUCCUCCUAUCAAGAAAUCCAAACCAGCUGGAGAUGUUGAGAAGGUUAUGGUUGUCAGACAAGUACUUGUUGAAGGUGGUGAUAUGCGAUAUCGAUGUGUGCUUCCAUGCUGUGAUAAAGACUUUCUCAAUGUCGGUGGUCUCAAAUAUCAUCUUCUCCACCACACACACGAAAUCCUCGAAUUCUUGGCAUGGGCCUAUCCACCAGGUGAAAAUGCACCUAUCGGUUCUGGUGAAACCGUAUACAAAUAUAAAAGAAACGACGUAGCCUAUACAUUCCUUAUGGAAGAACGUAUCAGUCCGGAAAUACUUGAAAUGUAUCGAGAUCUACCUGUCGAUCAUUUUCCUAUAACUUUGGAGGGCUAUCAUAUCUUCUUUCCUGGUCUUACCAACCCUUCGCAUCAUGAUAUUAUGAUUGGAUGGGAUAAGACACGGAAGGCUGCUCAUGAUAAGAGGAUGAGUAAGCUUGGAACUAGGAAGUUUGGAGCCAAUGAUGGUGACGAAGAAGAAGAAAUCAAACCUCGAAAGGCUUCGGUAAAGAAACCCAGAGUAUUAACACUUGGAAGUAGCUCUGAUGUUCCAGAUACUGCAGCUCGCAUGUUUGGCCAAGACUUUUCGAAAAGGUCUAUGGAGCCAAAGCCUCACUCUGGACAGACUGAACCUUUAUUGGUUACUGAUUGGACGAAUCGAUUGGUUUAUGAAGAGCUUCGACCAAGGGUCAAUCAUUAUGUGAAGUUGACUGCUGAGGAAGCUGCAUUGUAUGUUCCUCCCGAUUCACAAGAAUAUAAUGUUGCUUGUGCAAGGAAUGGACUCUCUGGAGAACCCGAGUCUUUGGGAUUGUUUGAGACGCACUUCUUUGCACCUGGGUCACAAGACCCAAGGAAACAAGGAUUCUACGCAAUUAAUGUCGGAUGUGCUGUUUGGGGAAUGGGCUGGGCUCCUGAUCCACAAUACUUGGCAAUUGCUGGCUAUCGUGGAACCAUGAAUGCCCAUCACAUACUAGGUCGAAAACAAGAACCGCAAGUCCCCAACGACGUCAACAUGAAGGGUAUCAUACAAUUCUGGAGUCUGGGCAGCCGGGUCACAGAUUUCACACCAUCGACUGAAUUAUCACGAGAACCCAAGCUCGAAUUAUGCAUCGCACAUGACUUUGGAGAUGUGUUUGAUUUGGAGUGGUGUCCUUACGGUGGUUAUGAGAGUGAGGCAAUGUUUACUUCCAAGGCAAGUGGACAAAACUUACGACGUCUUGGACUCUUGGCAGUCAGUUUUGGUAAUGGAAGUACUCGAGUCUUGAGUAUUCCUGAACCACGAGCUUUACGACGAGCAUUGAAUGUUGAUGAGGAUGAUGAGAGUCCACUCUAUGUUCAUUGUAAUCACUUUGUCUUGGAAUUGACUCUACCAAACGCCAUGUUGUGGAAGUUGAGCUGGGGUGGGCAUUCACGACUUGCUAGUGGUACUACUCAUGGCGCCAUUUUGAUUUGGAGUAUGGAUGAAGCUGUUGAUCAAUACAAGAAGGUGUUGGAUGGUCAGAUUGAGAAUGUUGAAAUCGAGCCACUCAGCUAUGCCUUCUGUCACGAUGGAUGUGUCACAGCUCUAUCAUUCCGUGAUGAACUAUCCCGUAUCUAUGAUUCUGAAUGGCGAAGUCGCGGAACCUUCGAUGGAAGCAUCCCAAAACCAACUCAAAUCAUAUCUGCUGGUACUGAUGGACGAGUACUCUUCCAUGAUACUCGGAUGAUGUCUCUUCAUGUGCAAAUUGCUCGUUUUCGAACAUUCUUGUCAUCAUGCGUAUUCACAAGCCACCACAAUAUGGUCUUGUUUGCAGACAAUGAACAUGUCGUUCGACAGACAUAUAUGGGCCUUGAAGAUCCCAAGACUGCUAAAUCCAAGGAGGAAGAUGAAGCGGUUAUAAAUAAGAAUUUAUCUGCUUGGCUUAUGCCGUCCAAAGGAUUUGUCUGGAAUUUGAACUGCUCAAAGUACCUUCCAUUCGUCGCAGCAGCUUCGUCCGAUGGUACACUACGUAUUGGAAAUUUCAAUCGAAGUGCCUUGUUACGCUCAACGAAACCGGUCGUAAAUCUAAUGUACCGUCUUGAAUGGAAUGAAGAACAGCAAUUGUUUGUGUUUGUUGAAGGACAUGAGGAAACCUCACAGGUCAAGGGUAAACCUGACCAUGUCAUCAAGAGCGUUUUUCCCCAGCAUGUGACUAUACAAAAGGCUGCAUGGUCUGCAAACAGAGUCUCUGCUUCAUGGCUAGCUUCUGGUGGUCGAUCAGGACUUGUGCGUCUUGAAUCAACUUUUGACAUUCGUGCUGUCAAAAAGUAG